Molecule: messenger RNA, 1806 nt
Organism: Yarrowia lipolytica CLIB122
Lineage: Eukaryota; Fungi; Ascomycota; Dipodascomycetes; Dipodascales
Biological process (GO): peroxisome organization
Cellular component (GO): peroxisomal membrane
Source: RefSeq, a predicted model, not a curated record
AUGACCUCGACAGUGGAAUUGGCCGAGCCAUUAUCGUCACAGCGCAAUCUCAAAGCCAUCAGCCUGGCGUUCCACAACCAAAACGAUGAUCAAAAUCUGUCAUUACAACCCGUCCACUCGCACGACAGCGAUAUCGCCAAUGGGAGCUCGACCAAAAGCGAUAUCUCGAGUUUGGACAGCUCGCCCAAGAACCACUCAGACAGCCACCAUAAGGGUCUUACAGAUGAUGUGUCCGCUGAGAAACUAAGAGGAGGAAAAAUUGCAGACUCGGACGGCAACGUGAUGAGCGACGCCUCCGAUUCGGAGCUGGACACGGACGGCCCCGAACCCAUCAACCCCCAUGCUAAAUUGUCGGUCAAACUCAUGGACAAGAUGCUGGCCCUAGCUCUGCCUCCUAAAUCAGCUGCAGUGGCCAAGAGAGUCAGAAUCCAGCAGGGCCAGGACCCCUUUAGUAUGAAUCUAAUGGGAAAGAACUUCAGGGGCGUCACGUCGCGGUUCACCAUCAUCUACGAAACCUACUAUACCGUGCUGGAGAUUCUAAUGUGGAAGAGACCGUCUUUUACGCUAGGAGUUAUGGCCAUCUACUCUUUCAUCUGUUUGCAUCCCCGACUGCUGUUCAUCACCCCAUUGGCAUACAUCAUGUUCUGUGUCAUGGUUCCCGCGUACGCCUCCAGACACUACGACGUCCAGGAGAAUUAUUUGACCACCCAAUGGCCUACCAUUGAACCCAAGAUUCCUGCUCCUGCUCCCGAGUUUUCCAGAGACUUUUACAUCAACAUGGUGGACACACAAAAUGCGAUGACCGACUUCAUUCGCACUUAUGAUAUCGUUGCUGGCAUUCUGGCACACUUGAUCUACUUUGCUGGAGAUGAAUCACUCAGUGCUGCCAUCUACUUUGUUGGAAUGCUUGGGGUAGCUAUCUUUUAUGUAUACGGAGAUACCAUUCUCCGUAUCAUGCCAUGGCGCUUCUUCUUCUUUGUCUUUGGAUGGGCUGUCAUUCUACUGCUUAACCCGAUGCUGCAUAGAAUCGUCCUGAGAGAGUACAAGAAGCUCCCUCACGAGACCCGGGAGAAGUUCACACCUGAGGCUGUAAAGGAGGUGAUUGAUGAACUAGCAAGAGACGAGUUCCUGUACCAUACCGCCGAUGAUGUGAGAGUGAUAGAGGUAUUUGAGCUGCAAGAACUGGAUGUUCACACGAGACAAUGGAAGACGGCUACUUAUGUUGCCCAUCCUCACAUUCCGUCCAUGCUUCAUGAGCCCAAUUACUAUGCUGAUCCUGACGACUUGGGUUUGAGCCCUACCGCUUCAGCUGGAUCUGUUGACUCUGAAUCUCGAAUCCUACCUCAGUUCCGUCACACAAAUGGUAUUCCAGACAGGACCUUUUCGCCCCCGCCAACGACCAUGGGCGAGGCCAUCAGAAACAUUGAAGAGGAGGUGUCUAUGGCAACCUACGGGGUUAGUUCUCUUCAUCAGAUCCCUGCGCCCCCAGGAGUUUAUUCGUUAGAGGAAGUUCUACCUCCUACAGGAUGGACCUUCCUGGAGGUCCCUGAGAGAGAUAUGCUAUCUUCUCUACCGCGGUCGUCCGAUUGGGAAAUGGACUACAUGCCUGAACAGUGGGUAGCUUGGUGGGGUGCCUGGCGCAAGUACCUCGAGAUUGACCAGGACGAAAAGUGGGUCUAUGACAUUCUUCCCGACGGAUUCAGGGGUACUUGGAGAAGAAGACGGUGGACCAGUCUGUGCAAGCGAAAGUCGUAUCUGAAGUCCAAUGUUGUUGGUCGUGUCGGAGAACGGCGUGAGCACGAUUGA